CUCCCAAAUCUCGGUAUUCCUAAUGGUUCUGAAAAGAAAAUCUGUUUUCGAUCCACCUGUGGAGGACGACGGCAGAAAGACCAAGACUCGUGCUGCCCCGAAGGCCCCGUUACAGGAAGCUGAUCAAUCUUCAUUGGCCUGUCGCAUCGGGAGAGAUGCUCAAGAGGCGCCUUCUAAUGGCGAACGCUCAUUGACGCAGGAUCGGCGUUCUCGCCUAUGCCUUCUAAAAACCUUGACUCAUGAGCUUGUCGACUCUGUUGAUCUUCUAAGGGAUCAUGCUGGGCAUGAUGUUACGAAUGCUAUUAUCGAGUUGGACAGGGCUUUCCGCCGUGCAAAGACUGCUCUGUCGCCCAUCAGCCGUCCAGACAAUAAAUCAGUCGAAAUCGCCCGUACGCAAGAAAAUGGGAAUUCCUUCAGCAUACCUGAAUUACCUCCUAUUCUGGACAGUUCACUGGAAUUGGCGGUCUUUACACAUCCCGGCUUGAGCAAGGAUUCGAAGUCGACUUACGAUCGCCUUGAGAUACUCGGAGAUGCCUAUAUAGAGCUGAUCGCUACGAGGCUCAUUUGGAGCAGGUUUGAUGAUCUUUCUUCUGGUCAGAUUUCGCAAAUAAGGGAGCUACUGGUCAAGAAUGAGACUUUGUCGGAGUUUGCGACAUUAUACGGGCUCGACGGCAGGGCGUCAGUACCACAGGACUUGCUUAGCCAGCCCAGGCGAUGGACCAAGACUAAGGGUGACAUUUUCGAGUCUUAUGUGGCUGCGAUUAUUCUGUCUCGUCCGACUGAUGGUUAUCAUGUUGCUGAACGAUGGUUGACACAGCUAUGGCUCCCAAGGCUCUCGGAUACUGUGAUACCGCGGACUGCUUUGGAUGCAAAGGAGACCCUUGCAAAGAGAAUUAUGGGUAAAGGAGUUAAGCUCAAAUAUGUUGAUGAGCGUUCACCUGUACAGUCAAGAGGUGGGAUGCAGACUUUCUAUGUGGGUGUUUACCUUACUGGUUGGGGUUGGCAAAAUAAGCAUUUAGGCUCUGGUCAUGGACCUAGUAAAGCAGUUGCAGGGGAUGCAGCUGCACGGCAAGCCCUAUUGAAUGAGCCUCUUAUAAGUAGUAUUUCUGAGGUAAAGAAAACUCAUGAAUUAACAAAAAUAUAA
This is a messenger RNA of Aspergillus novofumigatus IBT 16806, 1144 nucleotides long. RefSeq names its product ribonuclease III. Gene Ontology annotation, cellular component: nucleus. The coding region runs from base 23 to 1144 and encodes 373 amino acids. The record is from RefSeq and is a predicted model, not a curated record. Lineage: Eukaryota; Fungi; Ascomycota; Eurotiomycetes; Eurotiales; Aspergillaceae. The transcript has a single exon. Gene Ontology annotation, biological process: rRNA processing; regulation of gene expression; primary miRNA processing. Gene Ontology annotation, molecular function: ribonuclease III activity; double-stranded RNA binding.